AUGGAGAUUGUAAUUCCGGAUGAAUGGAACUUUCGCCACUUUCCCAACCAGAAUAGAAUGCAGCUCGAUCCGGCUGAAAACCUUGAAUCUGAGACUAAUGCCUUUGUUGGUUGGGCCUUUGCCUUUGAUGCCUCACCACUUUCAGAUUCAAGUGCUAGUUUUCUUACAAUGUCGAUCGGGAAAGAUAGAGCAUCUUUUCCCCGGCCUGGAUCAGAUCCACCAGACGAGAAACUCAAUUCUGCACUGCUGCUGAGUCGUCGGACUUAUCCACCAAGGGAUUCGUGGAAUUUCCUCCUUUUUUUUGGGUAUGCGGGUACUACGAGUCCUCUUACUACCAACCAGCAGACAUCAUAUGGCUGGGUCUUGCCGGCGUCGGGGAGAUCAGAGCAACAAGGAAUGCCUAGACGAUGUUUUUCUUCCUGGGCUGCAGUAAGCAGAUCGAGAGGUCGUUCCGUCCCUUGUCCCCGAGGAAGGGUAAUAUGUUCUCAUAAAUUCUUGCUCCAAUCUGACCUAGCUGGCGAGCGAUCCCAGUUCGCGGCAGAGAACAAGACAGCAAGCGAGAGUACCUUUGUUCGCUUCUUCUCCACCAAGCACGGAAGUUUAAGGAUAACUGUGGGUCGGUGGCUACCUAAGGAAACUCCGAUUCGAUCCGCCCCCCAGCUGGGAGGCAUCUACCUCAUCCCGAUCACAAGGAGAGGUUCACCAUGAUGGGGGUACUUGUCUUUUUUCCCUUCCGGAAAUAAUGAAAUGCAGCGGUAACCAUCCUUUUGUUGUGUUGCGGCAUGCUCCUCAGAUUUACGGAUUCGCAGGGGGCCUCAGGCCCUACUUAGUUGACUUACAAUGACAAAGGCUUGCAAAACUAAGUAGGGCCUUUUGAAUUGAAUCUUAAGUAGUCUAUCAGUGGUGCAAAGCGGCUUUGUGCCCCUUUUCAGUAGGGGAGCAAAAGGUUAGACCUUAGAAAGUAAGCGAAUAGCGGUUCUUCUAUGUGGGUAUGGCCUUCCCCCUUUACUCUCCUAACGUCGAGCUAAGUGACUUCGUAACCUUUGCGUAGCGUAGUAGAAUGAAGGCUACGCCCCUUUCUGGGUGAGCGCUCUCUUAUCUAUUAGCCUAAGCGUCUUCGCUAACUCGCUCGCCUACUAUACCCACCCUACUAUACAAUACAUUAGUAGGGUAUAGUAGGCUAACCCAUAGGUCCUUAGUAGCGUUGACAAAGAAGAACAGCUGGUUAAAAGACAGUGAAUCUUAAAAUAUAUAUAAGAUAUGAUAUUAAAAGAAUAAUAUAUCUAUUUUUUAUAGGCCAGCUUGACAAGCUACCCUUCCUCUUGAUCUUAGGUGCGAAGAGAAAGAUCUCUUUUUUAUGACUUCCACUUAUCUAUCGAUCCCGGCCCGGAAAGCUGGUAGUAUUAAGAAGCCAGGGCCUCUUUUUGAAUGAAAGAAAGGGUUUAUGAGCCCUAGCCCUGUAAGCCCACACCUGUGUAGAGUAGAUCGUUCAACACCUGCGGCACUAACCCAUUUUUGACCUAUGGGUCCUAGUCUCAUAGGCGACCGAACGGCCGCCCCCUAAUUACUAGACCAACCUGCUGUAAUAAUUCCAUAAACACCUAACGAAGAUAUGGCAAACAAAUAAAGUAGCCCUAUGUUCGAAUCUGACAAUACCAUACCAUAAUCAAAAGGUACAACGGCCCGAGCGACCAGACUUAACAUAAAUGUAGCCACUGGAGCCAUUCUAAAAAG
Molecule: messenger RNA, 1734 nt
Organism: Arachis ipaensis
Lineage: Eukaryota; Viridiplantae; Streptophyta; Magnoliopsida; Fabales; Fabaceae
Source: RefSeq, a predicted model, not a curated record